Messenger RNA from Orbicella faveolata, 753 nucleotides. RefSeq names its product pancreatic secretory granule membrane major glycoprotein GP2-like. The record is from RefSeq and is a predicted model, not a curated record. Lineage: Eukaryota; Metazoa; Cnidaria; Anthozoa; Scleractinia; Merulinidae. Gene Ontology annotation, molecular function: calcium ion binding.
GUGUUACCGAAAAGACCGCCACUACAGUACUAGUUCUUUUUUUCUGCAAAUAUAAUUCCAGUUUAAGAAUAACAGUUAAUAACGCUGGCAAUGGCAUUUUUAGAUAUCAACGAGUGCACGGUGUCAAAUGGCGGCUGUAGUCACAAGUGUGUUAAUACUGGAGGAGGCUACAAAUGUGAAUGUCCAGACCCGGAACUGAGCCUAGCAUUGGAUAACAAGACAUGUCACGCUCCAGGUGUUGAUGUUCAGUGCAACAGGGACAACAUGACAAUCAUCAUUCCCAAGUCCCUGCUCCGUGGUAUUGACCGUAAGCAUCUUCGACUCCUGGACACCACAUGCAAAGCGAAAGAAACAAGCGCUGACUUUUCUCUAACGACACCCCUGACUGGCUGUAACACAACACGCAGGCAAACACCUACAGCUAUUGUUUACUCCAACACCGUCUUGGAAAUCCCUGUGGCUGUUGAGGAUGUCGUGACACGCGUGCGUGAAAUAGAAAUACAGUUCAGCUGUUUUUAUUCCAGGUAUGGCGUGGUAUCAUCGGUUGGUUGGAAGCCAAGUAACAGGAAACUUGAGUUCAGUGAUGAAGGCAAAGGGAAUUUUACACUUUCUCUGAACAUGUUUCCUGACAAGAGAUUCGUGAGUCCUUACACAAAGGAUGAUUUCCCUGUUGCUGUGGUGCUGCGUAAACUGCUGUUCUUUGAGACAUCAGUGACUUCAGGUGACAAGCAGCUGUCAAUCAUAGCNAUGUGA